Capronia epimyces CBS 606.96 is the source of this 231-nucleotide messenger RNA. RefSeq lists its product as uncharacterized. Lineage: Eukaryota; Fungi; Ascomycota; Eurotiomycetes; Chaetothyriales; Herpotrichiellaceae. The coding region runs from base 1 to 231 and encodes 76 amino acids. The transcript has a single exon. The record is from RefSeq and is a predicted model, not a curated record.
AUGGUGGUGAGAAAUGGGAUCGCGUACGAAGAAUGGGGGGUGCUAGCAAUCUUGGACUCGAGACAGCCGGACGGCGAUACCCUCAAAUACGAGGUGCAGUGGGACGGAUACCCUGCGACCUGGCAGGUUUGGUGGGACGUGCUGCCUGGCUGCGACAGGCUGGUGCAGGAGUUCCACGAGAGAUACCCUGACAAGCCAGGGCCUCCCGCUGAUUACGACUUCGAGAGCUAG